GCGCUUAGGGCAAAGAAGCUGAUGACCGGGUUAGCUUUGCCAUCAAAGCCUAUCCUCCUCCAAAAUUAAUCGCCCGCGGACCGCCUGCUUCUCUUCUUCUCUUCUCUUUAGCCUACCCCCAAUUUCUUAUGCUCCAAUUUCUCUCCACAUUGGUCUUCUGUUCUCUUCUUCCGCUGGAUGCCUGCUCCAAAUCAACUGCCACUGAAAAACUUCUUCUGCUCCCAUGGAAGAUUGUGUUCUUCUUCCAAGUUAGAAUUCUUCGAAAUGGUAAAGAAGGGAUUCCUUCCGGAUGUCAUCACAUAUUACGUUCCCAUUGAUGGGCCGUGCAAAUAUCACAAUUUGGCUACAAGUUGGAUGCAGGGGUACAAAUUUUGGGGAUAUGGUGACAUUUUGAAGCAAGCCUGAUUUUGCCAUUUACAACGUCCUCGUAAAUUCACAUUUCAAAGAUGGCAAUUUGAGAAAAGAGUUGGAAUUGUUCAAGUAUGUCUUGGAUUGUGGGCCAGAUCUUGAUAUCGUGACUUACAACACUGUGAUUUGUGGCUAUUGCUCUAUGAGAAUGUUGGAUGAAGCAGUUCAUCUCUUUGCAGAGUUAAAGAAGAGACAGACCGGUCACAACACAAUCACAUUAACUAUAUUGAUUCAGGUCUUCUGUAAAGGAGGGAAACUGGAUGUGGCUGUGUCAUUUAUUCUCUGAAGUAACAGGAAGAGGUAGAGUCCCCAACGUGGUCACAAAUAGCUAUUUGAUGGAUGGGUACUUCAAGUUGCAUUCAUUCAAAACAGGUUUUGAGCUUCAUAAGGAGAUGCUCAGUAACAACAUUUCCCCAAAUAUCAUAAGCUACACAAUUCUGUUCGACGGUCUCUGUGAAAAGGGGAUGACGAAAGAGGCUUUAUUGGUCUUUUAUUCUGCUUCGAGAUGUGGGUUUUUGCCCGAUGUGAUAACCUAUGAGUUCUGCUCUGUGGGUUUUGCAAGUUUGGGGUUCUGCUUUGAGAUGUGGGUUUAUAAGUUUCCUAUUAUUUGCUUAUAAUGAAAACUCCCCAGCUUACAUGACUUUCAGCUGCAUCAUCCUUUUUUCUAUACUAUCUACUUUGAACAGGAAGACAUCAUAUUUCGAGAUUAAGAAUAUUUGUAGGAGGUUACCAGUAAAGUGGCUUUGCAAAGAGUUUCAAGUUUCACCUCAUUAUGUUUCAUUGGCAGUGUCUGAUUUGUUGGAAAAGAUCUUCUGGAGGAUGUUUGAUUCUGGGUUCUAUGAGCACUGCGGGACAGCAGGCAAAAGUAUAAAAUCAUAGGCACCUUCAUGAGUGUGUACUACAACUCAAAGAAGGGAAAGAAGACGGAGUAGGAAGUGCAAGAGGUUGAACAAGAGAAACCCGAAAUGGAGACCCCUGAUGUUAAUUGAUUAAUAACCCAUGGACUAUUGGAGUUUGGUGUCGCUUCUUUGAUUUGAGGCCUUUUUUUUUUGUUUCGGGAGUUUAUGUAUGUUUGGCAUUGGUUCUCUUUUUUUUUUUAACUUGUGUGUGUGAGUGAGAUGGGUGGCUUUAGAGGUCAGAAUGCCAUAUUGGACUAAUUAAUGUUUAUAAAAUUUGCAACAUUUUUUGUGUGUUCA
Molecule: messenger RNA, 1604 nt
Organism: Cuscuta epithymum
Lineage: Eukaryota; Viridiplantae; Streptophyta; Magnoliopsida; Solanales; Convolvulaceae
Source: the annotation of a GenBank genome assembly